This is a messenger RNA of Nipponia nippon (crested ibis), 966 nucleotides long. The record is from RefSeq and is a predicted model, not a curated record. NCBI's taxonomy places the organism in Eukaryota, Metazoa, Chordata, Aves, Pelecaniformes, Threskiornithidae.
AUGUUGCUGACAUGCCACAGGGUUCUCUGUUUCUGCCCUCUCCUUUAGCCCACACAUGUGGGGAAGGAGAGGCAACGGGUAUUAUUUUUCAUUAAAAUUCAUUGAGAAAUAGGGACAAUUUGAAACCACAAUAUAUUUCCAUGUACAUCACUUGCAGCAAAACAUGACAUUAAAAUGGUGCGCAAUGGCCACAUCAAGAGAAUCACUGACAAUGACAUUCAGUCGCUGGUGCUGGAGAUUGAAGGAACUAACGUCAGUACCACAUACAUCACGUGCCCUGCUGACCCAAAGAAGACCCUGGGCAUCAAACUACCUUUCCUAGUGAUGAUCAUCAAGAACCUGAAGAAAUACUUCACUUUUGAAGUGCAGGUGCUGGAUGAUAAGAACGUACGCCGGCGUUUCCGGGCGAGUAACUAUCAGAGCACGACUCGAGUGAAGCCCUUCAUCUGCACCAUGCCCAUGCGGCUGGACGAUGGCUGGAACCAAAUCCAGUUCAACCUGUCAGACUUCACACGCCGGGCUUAUGGCACAAAUUACAUCGAGACCCUGAGAGUUCAGAUCCACGCCAACUGUCGCAUCCGACGGGUGUACUUCUCUGACCGGCUCUACUCAGAGGAUGAGCUCCCAGCUGAGUUCAAGCUGUAUCUGCCUGUCCAGAACAAGGCCAAGCAAUAACACCAUGUUGGGAAGAGAUGUGAGAAAUGCUUGGGGUCAGUGGGAAAACAAGAGCAGAUGGAAGAGAAGGCCCUGCUGAGACCAAGUUUUAGAUCAACUCACCUUGCCUAGGGUAACUUUGUUUCAUCUGGUAUCCCUCUUCUGACAGGACACAAUUAACCAUGUAACAGGUCUGGGACUAUGUUGUUGGUGUGCGAGUUGUACAGAAUCAGAGUUUUCCUAGCUGUUCCUAAAGUGCUGAGCCUAAAUACUGCAAGUGGCCUGGUACCUGAUCUUGUGUUGCACAGAGGU